AAACAGAAUGCCAUUUGAUGGAGCCAGUGAACCUGACCAUACCCGCGGGUCUUUAAAGUCUGAAUCAGACAUUUUGCAGAACACACUACCUGACAAUGAGAAAUUCUAUUUUGAUCUGUCCAGAAUUAUUGAUAGAAAUGCAAGGCAUGCUGAUGGAAUUUUCACCAGCGUCUACAGCCAUCUUUUGGCUAAACUUGCUGUGAAGAGAUAUCUGCAUUCGCUUAUUAGAAAACGAGUUAGCUCCCAGGACAGCCCUGUCAAACGCCACUCUGACGCUGUCUUCACUGACAACUACAGCCGCUUUCGAAAGCAAAUGGCUGUGAAGAAAUACUUAAACUCAGUUUUAACUGGAAAAAGAAGCCAGGAAGAGCUAAACCCUGCUAAACUUCGAGAUGAUGCAGAACCUUCCUUUUCAGAAAACUAUGAUUCUGUAGAUGAGCUGCUGAGCCACCUCCCACUGGACCUUUGAAGGACACCUGAUAAAGUCUAUGACAAGAACAAGCUAUUUUUGAGUUCCACAUAGUAUUUCAAAGAGAUGACUUUAGUCAUCAAACCAGAACAAAUACGUUGUGAAGUGAAAGUUGUGAUAUAUUUGUUUCUUAUGUAAUAAAAGUUGAUAUUUACAUUGUAAAUAUUACUCUAGAGUUCUCUACUGAAAGCUGUACAUAUGGAUGCCAGUUUAAUUCAUGAGAAGUCUGUGAGUCCAUAUGCUGUAAAUCCUUUACUUCAAUAAAUUCAUU
Eurypyga helias (sunbittern) is the source of this 740-nucleotide messenger RNA. RefSeq names its product VIP peptides. NCBI's taxonomy places the organism in Eukaryota, Metazoa, Chordata, Aves, Eurypygiformes, Eurypygidae. The coding region runs from base 8 to 469 and encodes 153 amino acids. The transcript is spliced from 5 exons. Gene Ontology annotation, molecular function: peptide hormone receptor binding; neuropeptide hormone activity. Gene Ontology annotation, biological process: learning or memory; adenylate cyclase-activating G protein-coupled receptor signaling pathway; epinephrine secretion. The record is from RefSeq and is a predicted model, not a curated record. Gene Ontology annotation, cellular component: neuron projection; extracellular region; perikaryon.